Tripterygium wilfordii is the source of this 846-nucleotide messenger RNA. Its product is annotated as pistil-specific extensin-like protein. The record is from RefSeq and is a predicted model, not a curated record. Bases 24 to 536 code for a protein of 170 amino acids. Lineage: Eukaryota; Viridiplantae; Streptophyta; Magnoliopsida; Celastrales; Celastraceae. The transcript has 2 exons.
CUGGAUAUACAAAGAAAACAAAAAUGGCAGCGAGAGUGUUAAUGCUAAUAGUAGCAGCAGCCUGGUUGACAAGCACCAAUUUGGCUAUUGCUGGUGGGGAACCGGAGUUCUUCCAUGUAGGAGGCAAAGUAUUGUGCCAGGACUGCAACCAGGGCUACAAUGAAUGGAUCCAUGGUUCCAAACCCAUUAAAGGUUCUAAGGUGUCCAUCACAUGUAUGGACAAAAGACACCGAGUAAUACAUUAUGGAAGUGAUGAGACAGACGAACAAGGCGAAUAUGACAUUACCAUAAGCAAGUACAAGAACGGCAAGGAAGUCAAGCCAGAGUUGUGUACAGUGAGGCUGGUGUCAUCCCCAGAUCCAGUUUGCAACAUUUUCACCAACUUUGGUAGUGGAAAAUCAGGGGUUAAGCUCCAGCGGCCAAGCUCGGUGUUCCGCGAUUUGGUUAAAUAUACACUUGGUCCUUUUUAUUGCACUCUUCCAAUGUGUGAGAAACCUGACACUAGUGAAAACCAGGAGGGAGAAGGAAGCAACUAGUAGCAAUUUGUUGAAACUCUCUUUCUUAGUUCCAUUGUAUUUUCUUUCCUAAUUCCAUUGUAUUUUCUUUUCACCAGGAAUUCGUAAUUGGAUCAUUAUAUUAUAGACACGUUUGAUAGUGUGUUGUAUUUUGACCUACCAAAAAAAGAUGAGUUAAGUUUCAAAAUUGUAGAAAUAUGAAUUGUGUUGACAAAAGAUGUUUGAACCUUAAACAAAACUACGUUGAGGUUAGAUUAAUAAAACUGGUAGCAGCUUCUUUUGCUACCGCAAAAUGGUGAGGUGGGUUGCCAACGCGGCUACUUCUGCCUCA